Messenger RNA from Drosophila erecta, 846 nucleotides. RefSeq names its product serine protease grass. The coding region runs from base 1 to 846 and encodes 281 amino acids. Gene Ontology annotation, biological process: proteolysis. NCBI's taxonomy places the organism in Eukaryota, Metazoa, Arthropoda, Insecta, Diptera, Drosophilidae. The transcript has 4 exons. Gene Ontology annotation, molecular function: serine-type endopeptidase activity. The record is from RefSeq and is a predicted model, not a curated record.
AUGAAGCAAACACUUAUUUGUGUUCUGCUUGCUUGUCUGAUCCUGGUACACAGAAUAUCUAUAGGAUAUUCGUAUCUUCUGGAACGCGACUGCGGCGCUCCGAAAUAUUCCUACCGCAUAAGUGGCGGCAGAAAUACUGCCCCGCUGCUCGCCCCAUGGAUGGCCUAUUUUCAUUUAAACUCCAAAUUCAUUUGUGGUGGCACGCUUCUUAACCGUUUGUUUGUGCUGACAGCUGCCCAUUGCUUUUAUAAUGCGGAAGAAUUGGUUCGAUUGGGAGAGAGCGAUGCGAGCCAGUUUAUAGAUUGCAAUAAGCUCGAGUGUGCAAGCCCAUACUCUGAAUAUUUGAUUCAGCAACAGUUUAUCUACCCUUUAUACAGAACUGCCCACCACCACGAUAUUGCUCUGGUGAAACUUAGCCGAUAUGUUGAAUACAGUGAUAGCAUACGGCCGAUUUGCUUGAUGCUGGAUCCGCACUGGCAGGGAUAUGUGGACACCAUUAAAUAUUUCACUAUAUUUGGCUGGGGUGCCACCAAUACAGUCAAUGUAAGCGAAAAGCUGCAGCAUACAUUUAUACCACAAGUCGAUCGGAUCUCCUGUCACGUCUUGUAUGGAUAUAAUGUUGAUCUAACCCACAUUUGUGCUGGAGAAAGUAAACAUUAUGUGGGCGUAGGCGAUUCUGGAGGUCCGCUGGGAAGCAUGUUGGAACGCGAUCAUCUCAAGCGAUUCUAUCAAUUUGGAAUUGUUAGCCAUCUACGUCACCCCUUCCAAGGUGUUUCCGUAUUUACGAAUAUCUUGAGCUACUCAAAUUGGAUCCAUCGAACCGUAAAAACGAAUAGAUUUUUAUAA